This is a messenger RNA of Symbiodinium sp. CCMP2592, 417 nucleotides long. The record is from the annotation of a GenBank genome assembly. NCBI's taxonomy places the organism in Eukaryota, Dinophyceae, Suessiales, Symbiodiniaceae.
AUGCCGAUGGGUUCCCUGGAGUUUGGCCUGCUAUUAAUGGAUGCAGAAUGGAGGAAGGAUGCACGCACCGAGGCACGCCUGUACCAGAUGAUGAAGACGAGUGCCGGCCAUGAUGAUCUGCAUCCCGGAAGCCGGCGUAACGAGAUUGCGAAGGCCGCGGAGCGCGAACGCGGACCACUGCGACAGAAUGAGAUUGUAAAGAAGGAUUGCUUUGCCCGAGGGUGUGGCCUGGGACCCUUUGCGGUCGCACAGCAGUGCGCUUCUUGGCUGUGCCGAAAGUUGAGCUGGGAGUUGCAACCAAAGGUGGGAGGCGAGGAGGUCUCAGCGCUUUUGCAAGUGAAAUCGACCGUGCGAGCCACCGAAGCUUGUGGGCUCAGAAGCCUCCCGGAGGGAGCGUCCGGGCCGAUUUUUCCUUAG